Molecule: messenger RNA, 2343 nt
Organism: Medioppia subpectinata
Lineage: Eukaryota; Metazoa; Arthropoda; Arachnida; Sarcoptiformes; Oppiidae
Source: the annotation of a GenBank genome assembly
AUGGCCGAAGAGUUGAUGAAACAGUUUGUGUCAAUCGGUUUGAGUGAAUCCAAAGCCAAAGAGACGCUCAAAAACGAUGCCUUAAGCAAAACUCUGAGCGAAUUGAUUGUCGAGACAAACAAAUACGUGAAGACCGGGAAUGGACUCAACAAAACGAUUGGCAAACUUAUCUAUCAAACGGCGACAACCAUUAAGUUUCAGAUCAGAUCUCAUUUACCACUUGUUGUCGAGUAUAUCGCCAAAGAGAAGAUCGAUUCGGAGAUCAAAUUAAGCGCAGCCAUCGAUUACCUCCUCUCAAACCCAACCGCUAGUAUCGACAUCAAGGCGUUUGAGUCCAGUUCUGGAGUUGGGGUCACUGUUAGUGACCAACAGAUUAAGGAUAACGUGAAGUCAUUGAUUGAAAAGCAUAAAAAGGAUUUAAUUGAAAAUCGGUAUCGAUUUAAUUGUGGAUUACUUUUGGGACAAUUGAAGAAAGACUUAAAGUUUGCCGACGGAAAGGCCAUCAAAACAGAGGUCGACCGACAAGUGCUCGAACUCUUGGGUCCCAAGAAUGAGAAGGAUUUGGCGAAACCCGUCAAAGAAAAGGCCAAUAAAGUGGUAAACGUAGCGAAGAAUCAGUCGACAGACAAUUGCGACGAUACGGCCGACAAUGGCAUUGAUUUUAUUGAAUUACUCAAAAGUAAGGCUCACUUACAUAAAGUGGGCGAUAAUUAUAAAACAGAUGGAUAUGUGAUAACCGAUAAGUCCAUGGAUUUGAUCGCAAAGCACGUGAAAGAGAUCGGCGGGAAAGUGAUGACCCGUUUCCCUCCCGAACCCAACGGCAUCUUACAUAUCGGUCACGCGAAGGCCGUUAACGUGAACUUCGGGUACGCGAAGGCAUUCAAUGGCUGCUGUUAUCUGCGAUACGACGACACGAAUCCCGAGAAAGAAGAGGAAAGAUUUGUUCGCGAAAUCAAAGAAAUGGUCGAAUGGUUAGGAUAUAAACCCUUUAAGAUAACGCAUUCCUCCGAUUAUUUCGAUCAGUUAUACGAAUACGCCGUUCAUCUGAUCCGCAAAGACUUGGCGUACGUCUGUCACCAAAAACAAGAAGAGCUGAAAGGUUUCAAUCCUCCGCCGUCUCCGUGGAGGACACGACCGGUCGUCGAGAGUCUGAAACUGUUUGAAGACAUGAGGAAAGGAAAGCUGGCAGAAGGAGAGGCGACCCUUCGGAUGAAGUUGACUCUGGAAGAGGGCAAACAGGAUCCGGUGGCCUAUAGGAUCAGAUACAUUGAACAUCACCGCACGGGCAACAAGUGGUGCAUUUAUCCGACCUAUGAUUUCACGCAUUGUUUAUGCGAUUCCAUAGAGAAUAUCACGCAUUCGUUGUGCACUAAAGAGUUUCAAACGCGCCGUUCGUCCUAUUAUUGGCUCUGCAAUGCUGUGGACGCCUACUGUCCCGUGCAGUGGGAAUACGGGAGGCUUAACAUCAACUAUACGGUGGUCUCUAAACGCAAAAUCGCAAAACUCAUUGACGAGAAGAUUGUGUCCGAUUGGGACGAUCCCCGACUCUUCACUCUCACAGCUCUCAGACGUCGAGGCUUUCCCGCGGAAGCGGUCAACUCAUUCGUUACCAAAAUGGGUUUAACGGGUGCUCUCACUGUUGUGGACCCCAUUAUGUUAGACACUAUCGUUAGGGAUAAUCUGAACGUAACGGCGCCGCGAGCUAUGGCUGUAUUGAAUCCAUUAAAAGUGCGGAUUACAAACUUCCCGUCGGAAACACCAUUAGUGCCCAUCUAUAUCGAGGUUCCGGACUUUCCCUCCGAUCCGAGCAUCAAAUCUCAUCAUUUGGUUCCUUUUGAAAGAGAGAUAUUUAUCGAUCGCUCGGAUUUUGCUGAAGAGACCACUGAUAAGAACUUUAAGCGAUUGACAGCAAAGCAAAGGGUUGGUCUCAAACACUCGGGUUAUGUGAUCGAAGUGACCAAAGUUGUGAAGACCGGCGGCAAUGAAAUCGAGAGAUUAGAAGCCGUUUGCCAUAAAGUGUCUGAAGUGGAGAAACCGAAAUCAUUUAUUCAAUGGGUUUCCACUCCUAUCGUAUGCGAAGUUCGUCUUUACGAGCGUUUGUUUAACCACAAGAAUCCUGAGGACCCGAACGAAGUGCCCAAUGGUUUCAUUUCGGAUUGCAAUCGCGAUUCCCUGACUAUAAUCAAAGAGGCAUUUGUGGACACGUCUGUCAAAUACGCCAAACCCUACGACAAGUUUCAGUUUGAAAGAGUGGGCUUUUUUAGUGUCGAUCCCGACUCCAGACUCGGAAGACUUGUCUUCAACCGAACUGUUUUGCUGAAGGAUUCCUCGACAAAGAAUUGA